Messenger RNA from Pyrus x bretschneideri (Chinese white pear), 1395 nucleotides. Its product is annotated as serine/arginine-rich splicing factor RS2Z32. Bases 422 to 1162 code for a protein of 246 amino acids. The record is from RefSeq and is a predicted model, not a curated record. Gene Ontology annotation, molecular function: zinc ion binding; mRNA binding. Lineage: Eukaryota; Viridiplantae; Streptophyta; Magnoliopsida; Rosales; Rosaceae. Gene Ontology annotation, cellular component: nuclear speck. Gene Ontology annotation, biological process: mRNA splicing, via spliceosome. The transcript is spliced from 7 exons.
UUUUGUAAGCAUUCAAGCUUGACAAUGCCUCGUUAUGAUGAUCGAUAUGGCAACACCCGUCUUUAUGUUGGUCGGUUGUCUUCGCGCACACGUUCACGUGAUCUAGAACGGCUGUUCAACAGAUAUGGAAGGUUUCUUGGGUUUGGUGGCCUUACUUGGAGGUCUAUGGUGGGAGGGUGACCUUGGUGGAAUUGGUGGAAAUUUUGCCGAGUGUGGCCUUGGUGGAAAAUCUUGCCGAGUGUAUAGGAGACUUUGGCGAUUCUUUCUGUAGUCUUAUUGCUUGUUUUAUCGAAAUGGCAACAGUCUCAAUCUGGUGUUUAGUUUGUCUGUGACGGGCGAAGUAUCAUACACUUGAAGUUCUUAAAGUAAUGAUAGCCUUACUGUUUCUGGAAACCGUUUACGCAGAGUACGUGAUGUGGACAUGAAGCGGGAGUUUGCUUUUGUUGACUUUAGUGAUCCUCGAGAUGCUGAUGAUGCAAGAUAUAGCUUAGAUGGUCGGGAAUUUGAUGGAAGUCGUCUCAUUGUAGAAUUUGCAAAAGGGGCACCACGUGGUUCGCGGGAAUAUUUAGGCAGAGGUCCUACUCCUGGAUCUGGACGUUGCUUUAAUUGUGGCAUUGACGGCCACUGGGCUCGUGAUUGCAAGGCUGGGGACUGGAAGAAUAAGUGCUAUCGCUGUGGAGAAAGAGGCCAUAUUGAAAGGCAGUGCAAAAAUAGUCCAAAGGAAUUAAGUCGCGGGCGGAGUCGCUCACCAGUUGGAUCACGUUCUCGCCGUGGAAGAAGCCGUAGCCCAAGUUACAGCCGAAGCCGCAGCUAUAGCCGUUCAAGGUCCCCAGCAAGGAGAGGGCGAAGUGAGGAUCGCUAUGACAGAUCACGGAGCCCUUCUUACAGGAAGAGUCCACUGCCCUCAAAAGGAGGGAGGAAGCGCAGCCUGACACCUGAUGUAGACAGUCCUCGUGGGAGACGUAGCCCUUCCCCCAGAAAUGGUAGGAUGGAAAUGGAGAAAGAGGGCUCUGAUUACAGCCCUAGGGUAAGAAGUAGAAGUCCGGUUAGCCCCAGGUUAAAGAGCAGAAGUCCUGUUAGCCCUGGUAGAGACAGCCCUGUUGUCAGGAAGUAUCCAAGCCCUUCUGUAAGCCGAUGGUCGCGGUCGCAGUCCCAGUCCUGAUCGGAGCCCCGUCGCUGAUUAUGAUGAUGACAACCGUCGCACUCCCAGAGGCAGCGAGUCACCUUAGGGUUCUGGGGAAAAGAAAUGUCAUUUGCUCGGGUAAACUUUAAUAUAAAUGUUAGUUUUCUUGUUGAUUGUAUUUAACUUGGUAUUCUCUCUUUCUUGUCGGACUAGUUUUGGUCAUAUGUUGUGUUGUCGGACAGUCUAGUAAAAAUGUAUCUUGUUAUUCAGAA